Messenger RNA from Penaeus monodon (black tiger shrimp), 1658 nucleotides. RefSeq lists its product as uncharacterized. Bases 40 to 1080 code for a protein of 346 amino acids. Gene Ontology annotation, cellular component: extracellular region. The record is from RefSeq and is a predicted model, not a curated record. The transcript is spliced from 4 exons. Gene Ontology annotation, molecular function: chitin binding. Lineage: Eukaryota; Metazoa; Arthropoda; Malacostraca; Decapoda; Penaeidae.
GAGAAACCGUAGAGAGUUAAUUGUCAGGAUCUCAGAAGCAUGAAUACACUGCAGUGGGUCGUCCUGUUCGGCGUUCUAAAGAUCGUGCUGACAGAAUCACCAGCAUCGCCAAGGCUGUCUUGCAGAACGGUCGGGAAUCACAGCGUACCGGGAAGCUGUACGGCCUACCUGGCUUGUGUGGAGGACGGUACCGGGAUCGCGAGACCCAAGUCUUGUGGUCUCCGUCAGGCAUUUUCUCCACUCCUUGGGCGCUGCGUUGAGGAAACGCAAGUGAAGGGUUGCAAUGUGACCUUAAGGUUGGCCGAUCGAAUGCAGAUCCACGCGCCUUCCCUGGACCCCGUUUGCGCGGACGCCCCCAACCAGUACUUGUGUGCCAAUUGCAAAACGCUGGUUAACUGUAUCAACGGCAAGGCAUUUCCCUCGGCGUGCGGGAGCGGCGACUUCUGCUACAGCGACCACGCGUCCUUCGGCAGCAGCGUCUGUUAUCCUGGGCUCCCCCAGUCCUGCGUGUGUGACGAGAAGGAAGUGUUCUACCAGGACGCUUACGACAGGGGCUCGUUUUUCCUUUGCGAUAAAGACGGGGAAACGCACCUCCACCACUGCCCUGAGGGACAGGUUUUCGACGCGCGGGAGGUGCAGUGCAAGAGCGCGUCGGGUCUUCCUGCUUGCGUGACUCCGGGGGUGUUUGCCGUGCUUGAGGACUGCAGCAGGUACUAUGCCUGCAUAGUCACUGAAGAGGGGUGGCUCCAGCAUGCCUUCACCUGCCCCCAAACCCACGGGCCUUCCAUGUACAACGAGGAAACGGGUCGGUGCGAGGACCCCUGCACCUGGCAACUCCCCGACUUCGUUUGCAAGGAGGAAGGGAGAUUCGCAGACCCGAUGGACUGUCGGAGAUUCUUCGUAUGCACGUUGGACACGGACACAGGCGACUUCCGACAGUUGUCCCGACAGUGCCCCGAAGGCUACGAGUGGGAGCAAAUCGUGAGGGAUGGCACGGGUCGGUGCGUUCCCAUGAGCUCGAAAGAGUGCGAGCCCCGUUACGUCACGCAGUGUCACAUACCUCAGAAUCUCUGCACGUAAGAAUGUGCCACAUGACCUAUCAUUCUUCCUAUUUAUUAAUAUCUGCACGUAAGAAUGUGCCACGUGACCUAUCAUUCUUCAUAUUUAUUAAUAUCUGCACGUAAGAAUGUGCCACAUGAUCGAAUAUUCUUUACAUUUAUUAAUCUCUGCACAUGAAAAUUAUUGCAUGAUUUAGAGCCCAAGAAUCUGGCCGAGGAUUUUAAGCAAACAGCACGCAGUUGGACUACACGGCAUGCUUUAUAAAGCAAUACGUCUGUAAUCACGAUCAUUCAUAAACACACACUUGCGCAUACUUCACAUAUACGAAGACCCACGCACAGAUUAACAUGUGUGUUUGGAUUCGAUCUACACGAAUUCCUAAAUCUUGCACACACUCUGUUGACUCUUAGGCGUGGCAGUUUGCAAUUUGUUUUCGUAGUUCAGGAUAAUAGCUGUAAAGUGUAAAAUAUUGGCUAAAUAGACUCGAUAACAAUAAUAUUAUUGCCAUUAUGAUGUGAAUAUCAGGUUGUCCUGUACCUAUUUGCAUAGUCGUUAUUUAUUUAUCUAUUUCUCCUGAUAUUAAACAUUGAUAUCUUACA